CAGAAACACUCAACAUUUUCCCGAAGACAUUGUGACAUGGACGUUGUGCGGGAAGACUCCAAAGAGGCAGCCGAAGAAAAAUGCGAGGACGUUCAUCCGGAUGGCAGUGUCGAGCAACCACAUAGUGCCAGUCUCUCCCACUCAUUGCUCGGAGAGUCGCAAGGUGAAGGUCCUUGCGAAGCCAGCAUUCGGCGUGGUCCAAGUAGCUUCAGCAUCUCCAGCCUCAAUGACACCGAGAAGUCUGAGAAGGACCGAUGGGCCAUACAGCAGAAGCUGAUCUUGCGCAAACUGGAUGUUCAAGAUCAGAAGCUGGCACAGAUUCUGGACAUGAUGAAGAGGAUGGCACCGCCAGAGCUCAAGCCCUUGAAGUCUCCAGACCGGUCCGUGCCGGCCUCACCUCCUCAAGUGCGGCCACGCAUCAGCAGUGGGGGGAACUCCCAGGGCUCCGCGAUGACGCCCAUUCGGCCCAGGACUCCGCGGCUCUUUACGACCAGCAAGCAAGAAGAAGAUAUGCACCGCUUCAAGGCUGCCAGCAAGGAUGGCGCCAAUGCACGGCGCAGGUUUGCAGAUCUCCACAUCGACGCCCAAUCUGAAUCACAGAAAUCCUGGAGUCUCCGUGUCGUCACACACCCCGGCUUCGACAUCUUCGCCUUAGUGGUCUUAACGAACUCUGCCUACAUCGGCGUGGAAGUUCAGUACUCCAUGAGCCAGCCUUCGGAGGCUGAACUACUACCAUUUCACAUCAUUGGCACCUUCUACACCAUUCUUUUUACAGCUGAGCUCAUCAUGCGCAUUUGGGCUUAUGGCGUGAAGAGCUUCUUUUGCGAUGAAGAUUGGGCCUGGAGCCUGUUGGACUUUUUCAUCGUGGCCACAUCCCUUUUUGAGCUUGUAUCGUUUAUCUUGCAAGUGGUGUCAAACAUAUCUGGUUCGACCAACAUGAGUGGCAUCUCUAGCCUGAAGGCCUUCCGGAUCAUUCGACUCACACGCUUGCUGAAGACGGUGAGGCUCAUGCGUAUCUUUCGAUUUGUCCUGGCCUUGCGCAUGCUGGUCACCUCUAUAUUCCACACGCUGAAAUCCUUGUUUUGGGCACUGGUGCUGCUUCUCCUAAUUGUCUACGUUUUUGCGGUACUCUUCGUCCAAGCGGUGCAAGACUAUUUGGAAGAAAGCAGGGACCUGCUCGAUGACCUGGAACUUCGAGCAUGCGAGCUCUACUUCCAAUCCUUGGGGCAUACCAUGAUCACACUGUUCAUGAGCAUCUCUGGCGGUGUGAGCUGGGAAAAUGCGCUUCUUCCGCUCAUGAAGAUGUCACCUUUGUGGGUAGGAUGUUUCAUUUUCUUUGUGGCUUUCACGUAUUUCGCCGUUUUAAAUGUCAUAACUGCAGUUUUCUGUGAGUCAGCCAUUGAGAGUGCUCAAAGCGAUCAGUUCACAGUUGUUCAGUCGAUUUUGGCCGACAAAGAGAACCAUCUGCAGAAGGCCAUGGCCAGGGAGCAUGCGAAACCGGAGAGAUUUGGUGCACAAAAACAGAGGAAAUGCGUGUGCCAGGUGCGGAAUUUGUUUGCGCGGUUGGGGGCAAACGCAGACAGUGGUUCAAUCACAUUUUCUAUGCUGGAAUCACAGAUCAACUCUCCGGCUGUACAUGAAUACUUUACGUCAUUAGGCCUCGACAUUUGGGAUGCUUGGACAUUUUUUAGGCUCUUGGAUGCAGAUGGUGGUGGGGAGGUAGAAGUCGAAGAAUUUCUGAUGGGUUGCCUGCGUUUGCGCGGACCAGCCACGGCUAUUGACAUGGGCAAGGUUCUUCGAGACCAGAACUGGGUCGUUCAAACACUAGGACGCUUCAGCGCCUACGUGGAAGGUGAACUCCAACAUGUCAAGCUGAUGCUAGAAGCUGAACGGUCCUCUCCAGAUCGCGGUACCAGGUAACCUUCGUGAGUUUCUCUUAAUGAUCCUGCUGAUUGCAGAGUAUGAGAGUCUUCGAUUUGCCAAGCAUUCGAAACUCUAUUUGUGUGUCAUGCAGUUUCAUCACCGAGA
Messenger RNA from Durusdinium trenchii, 2028 nucleotides. NCBI's taxonomy places the organism in Eukaryota, Dinophyceae, Suessiales, Symbiodiniaceae. The record is from the annotation of a GenBank genome assembly.